UGUCUCGCGCCAAGUCAAAAUAAAUUCAGCCAUACGACACAUAAAGGGAAAGGCGGGAGGAGAGAGAAAACAGAGACCGUCGAGCUACUGUUUCGGAAAAGAUAGCGAGAGAGACAGAGUGAGGGUUUCGAGUUUGGACAAUGGCGUCUUCUCCGUCUUCCUCCUCUUACUCUGCGUACUCGACCCCGUUCUCAUCGUCGUGGAAAUUCCCUGAUCUUCCCGUAGCGGCACUUAGAGACAAGAUCGUUGAAAAGAUUCAGGAAAAUCGCGUCACUCUGAUCGUCGGCGAAACCGGCUGUGGGAAGAGUUCGCAAGUCCCACAAUUCCUUCUAGAAGAAAACAUGGAGCCCAUAUUAUGUACACAGCCGAGGAGAUUUGCCGUCGUUGCAGUUGCUAGGAUGGUGGCUAAAUCUCGCAAUUGCGAAAUAGGUGGUGAGGUUGGUUACCAUAUUGGUCAUUCAAGGGUAGUGUCAGCAAGAUCCAAGAUUGUCUUCAAAACUGCUGGAGUUUUGCUGGAUGAAUUGCGGGAGAAGGGAUUGAAUUCCCUGAAGUACAAGGCUAUCAUUCUAGACGAAGUACAUGAACGAUCUGUAGAGUCCGAUCUUGUUCUUGUUUGUGUGAAGCAGUUUUUGAUGAAAAACAAUGACUUGCGGGUGGUAUUGAUGUCUGCUACUGCUGAUAUUGCAAGAUACAGAGAUUACUUCAAGGAUCUCGGUAGAGGUGAGAGAGUAGAGGUGCUUGCGAUCCCCAGCUCCAGUCAGAAUACGCUCUAUCAGCGAAGAGUAUCAUACCUUGAACAGGUAACUGAACUUCUCGGAAUAAGUUCUGAGAACUUGUCUUUGAAAUAUUGUUCGGGGCCAACCCCUUUCAUUGCUGGUGCUGAUAUCAAGCCUGAAGUUCACGAACUUAUACAUAACUUGGUGUUGCACAUUCAUAAAACUGAGCCAGAUAUCGAAAAGAGCAUUUUGAUUUUUCUUCCAACAUACCAAUCACUUGAGCAGCAAUGGUCCCUUCUGAAGCCUUUCAGCUCUCGUUUUAAAGUUCACAUCUUACAUAGCAGUAUUGAUACUGAGAAAGCUCUCAUGGCCAUGAAAAUAUGGAGAUCCCAUCGUAAAGUAAUAUUGGCCACUAAUAUUGCAGAAUCUUCAGUUACGAUUCCCAAAGUAGCCUUUGUAAUUGAUUCAUGCCGAUCCUUACAAGUUUUCUGGGAUAGUAAUAGGAAGAUGGAUUCGGCAGAGCUCACUUGGGUUUCUAGAUCUCAGGCUGAGCAGCGGAAGGGAAGAACAGGUCGGACUUGUGAUGGUCAGAUUUAUCGAUUGGUUGAAGGAUCGUUCUUCAAUCAGCUACAGGAAUUUGAGUGCCCAGCGAUAAUGAGAUUGUCAUUGAGACAACAAGUUCUUCUAAUUUGCUGUGCUGAGUCUAAACCCAUCAAUGAUCCCAAAGUCUUGAUGCAGAAGGCUCUGGACCCUCCUGAUCCAGAAGUUGUUGAAGAUGCGUUGAGUUUGCUUGUUCACAUCCAUGCAUUGGAGAAAACAUCUAGGGGGCGGUAUGAGCCAACAUUCUAUGGACGAUUGCUUUCCAAUUUCUCAUUAUCAUUCGAAGCUUCCAUGCUUAUACUCAAGUUUGGAGGCAUGGGAAUGCUACGUGAAGGCAUUCUACUUGGUGUACUGAUGGAUACACAACCUCUACCUAUUCUUCGUCCUUUCGGAAAGGACAUUUUGUUUGGAAUGUACACCGACAACUACUAUUCUGGAGAUAAUAAGAAUACUGUGCUAAAUGGUAGAAAGGAGGUGGUAUCUAUGGCAAACCUCUGUGCAUUUCAAUUUUGGCAACGCAUUUACAAGGAUAAGCUUCGUCUUAAACGGCUGAAACAGCAUUUAAACUUUGAUGAGACAAAAGUUUCGGAAGAAGAAUGGUGCUCUUUCCACAAUCUUGUUCAACCAUCAUUACAUCAUGUUGCAGAAAUAUAUGAAGAAGUACUAAAUUCUAUUCAUCGGUUUCGGCCCCAAUUUCUGUCUGAAUCUGAUGGUCUACCAUCAUAUUAUGAGCCUUACCAGUUUCAACAUACAUGUCUUCUCACAUGUCAGCAAGAUGGAGAUACAGACGAGCUUGCUACAGAUAAUGAGGACCUCGAGCUGAGCGAAACAACGAAAUGCAUUUCUGCCCCAUUUGUUCCCUCCAACUACUUCAAGUCCUGUGAGGUGGCUGAAAGGUUCGCAAUUGUAAUCAAAGAGAUAAGAGUUAAAGAUACACAAGACAUUUCUGGUGAUGAGAACAAAUAUGUGAGUGGUGAUGGUCCUUAUGUCCCCGGGCAAGCUUCUCUAUGUAAAUAUUUUGUGAAAGGGCUGUGCAACAGGGGAAACCAAUGCUUGUUUUCUCAUUCCCUUCAAUCUCACAGGCCUGUAUGCAAGUUCUUCCUAUCUUUGAAGGGUUGUAAAAAUGGAGAUGAUUGUUUCUUUUCUCAUGACUUGGGUCAAUCAACUUCAUCUUUUCAUCGACCGAGUUUAUGCUUGCCAGAAGAUGGACAUGUUGAUGCUGCAUUACUUCUGAGAUUGUUUCCCACAUCUUCAAAAGGAUGCAUUCUUCUAUUGGAUGACACUGGUUUGCAUUUCUCUUUACAUGUUGCUAACCACUACGAUCCAUCCCGAAUGAUAUCCACAACAAGUCUACCAAAGGGUUCCAUACUUGAGCCAUCUCUUGCCAAUGUCCGAAUUCUUUGGGGGCUUUCUCACCUCAGCCAGACAACCCUCACCAGAGCAGCGGACAGCCCAAUCCCUUGGAAUGAUGUCAAGUGUGUGUUGUGGUUUCCUAACUUUGAUAGCAACAGUGAAAACUGGGAAGAACAGAAAAGUGUUGUCAGAAGUUUCUACGAGUGUCUAGCCAUCCGUAUAACGGAAGAUGCCUUGCUUGAAGUGCAAGUUAUACUUACUAUGAACAAUAUACGGUUUUCUCAAUUACAGGUGGAAAAGUUGGGGAGAGAGAGCUUCUUUUUCCUUGGAGAGUCGUUCCCAUUUGACGAAUCAAGCUUCGGGAAGUUGUCGGAUAAAGUGAACAUUAAGAAGCCGAUGGUGGUAUCAAAGCCCAUCUCCUAUGUUUUCUACAUGAAUCCUCCUCCUGACGUCCCCUCAGAUGACUACACAACUGCAUUUUAUCAGCUUGCACUAUGAUGUUGAGUCCAAUAAAUCAUGAAAAACCAUUUUGCAGUAUGGUAUGUACAUUUUGAAGUCUUUUGCGUGCAUUAGCUAAAUUAUUCUGUAAGAUGGACUCCCAGGUGAUUAGAAUUGCUUCAGAUGGGCAUGAUUUCUUCAGGUCAUGGUGAUUUUGUUUAUAUUUGUAAUCACUAUAUUAAGUGUUUGUUGUCUUGUUUUGUUUGUAUUUUGGACUGGUGGAAGCUUUAUCAUCAUACUUUGAGUCAUAGAUGAAGGUUUGUAGUUGGGAUUUCUCAUAUUUAUCUUUCCAGUUGAUGGAUUUUGGAAUGGCCA
Messenger RNA from Rhododendron vialii, 3482 nucleotides. Its product is annotated as DExH-box ATP-dependent RNA helicase DExH8. The transcript is spliced from 14 exons. Gene Ontology annotation, biological process: maturation of SSU-rRNA from tricistronic rRNA transcript (SSU-rRNA, 5.8S rRNA, LSU-rRNA). The coding region runs from base 141 to 3167 and encodes 1008 amino acids. The record is from RefSeq and is a predicted model, not a curated record. NCBI's taxonomy places the organism in Eukaryota, Viridiplantae, Streptophyta, Magnoliopsida, Ericales, Ericaceae. Gene Ontology annotation, molecular function: metal ion binding; RNA binding; ATP binding. Gene Ontology annotation, cellular component: intracellular anatomical structure; nucleolus.